This is a messenger RNA of Sparassis crispa, 825 nucleotides long. RefSeq lists its product as uncharacterized. Gene Ontology annotation, cellular component: nucleus. NCBI's taxonomy places the organism in Eukaryota, Fungi, Basidiomycota, Agaricomycetes, Polyporales, Sparassidaceae. The transcript is spliced from 9 exons. The record is from RefSeq and is a predicted model, not a curated record. Bases 1 to 825 code for a protein of 274 amino acids.
AUGUCUCCGAGGUAUUGGCUCAUGAAGGCCGAGCCGGACUCACGCGUCGUCAAGGGCAAGGACGUCAAGUUCAGCGUGGACGACUUUGAGUCCGUCAAGACAACGCCAUGGGAGGGGGUGCGCAAUGCGGAAGCUCGCAAUCUAAUGAGGGAGAUGGAAGUUGGGGACAAGGUGUUGUUCUAUCACUCGAAUUGCAAGAAACCAGGCAUUGCGGGUUUUGCGGAGGUGUCUAGAGAGGCGUACCCUGACUACACUGCAUGGGAUUCAUCACAUCCUUAUUACGAUCCCAAAACUGAUAAAGAGAACCCGAAGUGGUACAUGGUUGACGUGACUUUCAUUAACCGCACAGCCCAUUUCGUGCCACUCGCGCUGUUACGGCGCAUCGCAGCAGCAGGGUCAGAACCCCCCACUGACGUCUCAUACAUCGGCGAAUCAGGAACAUCGGCAAUCAAGCAGAUGGCGCUGGUGACGCGUGGGCGGUUGAGUGUGCAGAGAGUAGAGGAAGACACGUGGGGUGUGAUCGAGGAAUUGGCCGCGAAAGGCGGAUGGACUGAGGAGGAUGCUACUGCGAGCAAAAAGAAGGGGAAGAAAACCGGAACUGCGCAAGGGCAGAGGAGCAGGCGCAAGGCAACGAAGAGCGAGGAAGAUCGGGAUGAAGUCGAUACAGGGAGCAGUGUGGUGGCCGGGGAUAUGGAGGGGUCAAGCAAGGACAAGGCGUCAGCGAACGAGGAGCAACCAACGACUCGCAAGCGGAAGGCAAAGUUCGUGGAGGAAUAUGAAGCAUCUGACACCACGGUGCGACGGUCGACGCGAGCGAGGAAGUGA